AUGGAUAAUGAAGAAAGCGACGAAAACUUUGGCUUCGAUCUCAGGGAAGAAGAAGAUGUCUUUGGUUUCCUUUUCGUCAAUGACAACGAUGAUAAAACGGAAACUUGCACAGUUAACAGUAAUAGUGAAAAUGACGCGUCCCAGGAAACCAUAAAACCUUGGCCUGAAGAAAAACGUAAUGAACUAGUAACCCAUAAAGCUGGGUUUGACGGUGUUGAUCAGGUAAAGGUAAAUAAAAUUUUAAAGAGGUUGGAAGAAAGCUCACCAUUUGGCCAAUUAAAAGCCAAAAAAGAUGCCGAACUGCAAGAAAAGAUCGAGGAUCAGCGCCGGGUCUUUGAACGCCUUCAGGCACAAGAUUUGACCUUCGCGAAAUCACGUGUUGAACUCUGUAUCAACAAAAUGGAAGAGGAGCGUGAUCUUAGCAAGUAUAUCGUUUGCGUGGAUAUGGAUGCAUAUUAUGCAUCCGUCGAAGAAAGAGAUGAUCCAACGUUGGUUGAAAAACCAAUGGGUGUAGGAGAUUCAGCAAUGUUGUGUACAGCAAACUACACAGCAAGAAAAUUUGGUGUGAGAAGUGCAAUGCCUGGAUAUUUCGCGGAGGCACUCUGUCCACAAAUCAUAAUUGUAAAACCAAACUUUGAAAAGUAUACGGCUGUAUCACAACAAAUUAGGACUAUUUUCGCACGAUACGACCCAAACUUCAGUGCAAUGAGUCUCGACGAAGCAUUUCUGGACAUAACUAAUUAUGCCCAAAGUCACAACCAGUCACCGGAUGAUGUGGUACAACAGAUAAGAGACGAGAUACGUAGCGAAACUAAGUUAAAUGCCAGUGCUGGUAUCGCCGCUAAUAAGUUAUUAGCAAAGGUGUGCGCGGAAGUAAAUAAACCUAAUGGCCAAUUCAGGCUUGAUAAUGAUAAAAGUAAAAUUCUUGAAUUUCUUCGCAAUCUUCCAGUAAGGAAGAUUUGUGGUAUAGGGAAAGUAUCUGCGAAGAUUCUAAACGGUGUCCUUGAUAUACACACAUGCGGAGAACUGUUGGAUAAACUUGUAUAUGUCAAUAUGAUGUUCUCAGAAAUUUCUUUUAAUUUUUACAUGCGAAUUUCCUUAGGUAUUGGGUCAAGUGGAAUAAGUACGAAUUAUACUAGAAAGAGUAUGAGUACUUCUAGGACCUUCAAACCUACUAAUAACGUAAGUUCGUUAUAUGAAAAUUUGCGUUAUAUUGCAGAAGAAUUGGCACGAAGACUCGAUCAGGAGAAUAUGGAAGGAAAAACGGUAUCGGUUAUCUUCAAGAAACAAUCAUUCGAGCAGUUCACGCGGCAGAAAGCUCUCACCAGAUAUAUCAGUUCUCGACAUGACCUGUAUAGUUAUAGUAGAGCUAUCCUAGAUAAAGAAAUUCCAAUAUCUCUCCGCCUCUUGGGUAUUCGAAUCACGAGUAUUCGUGAUAAGGAUACGUCUAAUGUUUUUGGUGUUAAGAGAUAUUUUACGGUUGGAGAUGAUGAUAAUGGAAAAGAUAUUAGUUUAUUUAAUCAGAUCGUUGAUGAACCGUCAAUAUCAAAUCCUACAGGUACGCCUUUUAGUUCUAUAACAAGUCCUGUUCAGGAUUCAAGUGACAUAAAGAAUAAAGGUGAGUGGAGUCAUAGUGAGCAAAGUUUGCAACAAGAAAAUAUUUAUCCGGCAUUAGAUUCUUGGGAAACAAAUUCGCAAAGUUGUAACGUCUCUCAUACAUCAAAACUGCUACAUAAUAUUCCGCAUCUUGGUGAUAAUGCCGAGUUUCCCCAACACAUGCAUCAACUAAAGAGCAAUAUUAUUGGUUGUCAAGAUAAUUGCUUUCGAAAGCCAAAAGGGCAAUCUACAUCAUUAUCUCAACAUUAUUAUGUAAUACAGAAUAAUAUUUCUCCUUUAUGCGUGUCUAAACUCAUUAAGUUGCAAGAUGUUAAUGUAUCUCCUAAGCCUCAGAGUUCAAAUAUGAGUAGUGAAAACUUAGCAGCCGAGAUUCAAACACCAUUGCCACCUAUUCUGGAUGACAUUGAUCCAGAUUUCACAACAAACACAGAAUUUAUAGGUAAACCAUCCAUUCCGAAUAAUUCCGAAAAUGUUUUAAUUAAACCUGAUGAGAAUUUUAUUGAGUCAAAGGUCAAUCCUAACACAAUGAAAGUGUUUAAUUCGGAUGAAGAAGAGACUAGAUUAUCAAAUAUUUAUGAACCAUUGACACCAAAUAGAAAGCGUAUCGCUCAUGACCAGGGACAAACUCAACCACGUGAAAACGAUAAUGAAUCAAACUUUAAGACUAAUCCAAUGAAACGGAAGUUAUGGAAUUCAGAAGACGAUGAUAGGUCUUCUGAAUUAUUGACACCAAAAAAGCAUUGCAAUUGUUGUGAUCAAGAACCAGAUCAACUUCAAACUCAAUUUAAUAACAAUCAAAUACGCGUUGAGAAUACAAGUACAACCCAUAAUAACGCGGAAUUCCAUAAUGUCGACCUUACAACGUUAGACAAUCACGUUGAAAGGCGAAUGAUACAAUCUUGGGAUUGUCCAAUAUGUGGCCGAUAUUUUGACAAUCCAACAAGAAUGCGGAUUAAUAGAAAGGAAUUGGAAGAGAAAAAACAAAAAGAUACCAAAAUUUAA
Molecule: messenger RNA, 2619 nt
Organism: Funneliformis geosporum
Lineage: Eukaryota; Fungi; Glomeromycota; Glomeromycetes; Glomerales; Glomeraceae
Source: the annotation of a GenBank genome assembly